Molecule: messenger RNA, 1860 nt
Organism: Physcomitrium patens
Lineage: Eukaryota; Viridiplantae; Streptophyta; Bryopsida; Funariales; Funariaceae
Biological process (GO): protein dephosphorylation
Molecular function (GO): protein tyrosine phosphatase activity
Source: RefSeq, a predicted model, not a curated record
GCCAAUGCCAAUUAAUCAAUUUCUUUGGCAACUGAGGGAGGGAGAGGCUCUUCGAUCGGGGAAUUCCCGUCGCCUUUCGCGUGUGUAGGACUCUGCUCACUCAGAUUCUUUUCUCUUCUUCACUUCUCCACUACAUUAGUUGGGUCCUUGCGUCGUGUCGGUGCUGUCUGAGGAAUUGCGAAACUGAUGGGUUAGAAUUUGCAGUUCGCAGACAUCGCAUUCUGCGUGCGUGUGUGUGUGAGAGAGAGAGAGUAAGAAAGUGAGCGAUUGCGGAGGUUUAUUUGAGGGGUUUUACAUUGUAGUGCGUUCUAAGGGAAGGGAGAGAUGUAUACUUGUAAAGCUUUAGUGAACCAUGGAGCCACAUUAGUGGUAGGAGCUUCGGCUUUGGGGUCUGUGGGAGGUGAUUCGGUCGCGAGAGCUUUUGACACAUCAAGCUUUGCUAUUUCACCCAUUCCAUGUGCUCUGUUGACUUUGCAUGCGCUUGCGAACUCGUUCCCGCAUUUUGGGUCUAGGGAGGGUGCUUCUCAUGUCUUCCAACUUCAGCGGCGGAGUGUUGGGGAUUGCCAGGGUUUGUGGCACUCUUUUGGAGCUUUAGUUAGGGGCUCGAAAGUUUUUGCCAGCAGCCGCUAUGACAGUUCGGUUUCUGUUUCUCGCCCGGGAAGCGCUCCUGAUGGCGCUGAAGCUGCACGAGAUAGCCCAGUAGGUGACGAGAAGAAUUUGCCCAAGUUUGAUGUUAGCAGCAAUUGUGUGACACCUGUUUUCCGAGUUUCUCCGUUCAUACAGAAAACUUCGGACUUGGAGAACACAAAGGUUCGGGUCUUGUUCGUGAGCGAGGGUAACGUAUGUCGAUCAGUGUAUGCCGAAGCAAUUUUCAACUCACUUAUUGAAGAGCAGGGGAUGCAGGAGUUUGUCGAGUGUGCUUCUAAGGCUUCCAGGGAUUACAAUGUGGGAGAGUCUCCAGAUCCACGAGCAGUUUCAGUGGCUGAAGAGUUUGGACUCAAGUUGCCAGCAGGAGCCACUUCAUGCGUCUUUGAUUGUCAGGCAGACAUUGUUUUGUUCGACCUUCUUGUCGUUAUGGAUAAGUUUAAUGCUUCAGACGUGCUGAAAGAAGUCACAGUUUACGAGGCAAUUGAUAAAGGGGCUCGAUACACCCAGAAAGUUCGACGCCUUGCUGAAUUUUGUAGAACAAAGAAGAUGGAAGACAUAGAUGACCCGCUGUACGGGAAUAUGGGUGGUCCUGAGGAACUGGUACUUCUGCGAGAAUCAUAUGAAGACAUCCGAGCUUCAUGCGUUGGUCUCAUGCAGACUAUAAUGGAUAUCAAGGGUGGCUUACAAGAUUCAGAAACAUUGAAGCAGGGAGUCGCAAGGUCUUUGGGUGCAAUGGAGUCACUAGACUGGCUUGUACCUCCUAUGUUACAGAAGGCAGACCCAAUGCUAUUUAAUUGAUCAUUAUUAUUCUUCUGCAUCAGUAUUCAUUUGAGUCAAACCAUGUAAACCAGCCAGGAAAUCCGUCCAGUGUGCGUGCCGGUCUUUCACCUUCUCAGGCAGGUUCCCCAUGAAACCGCCCCUAUGGAUACACGAACUCAGUUGAACUCAGUUGUGUUUAUUUUGAGCAUGUUCCAACUACCUCAAGUUUUGGAGCUCAUAGUUCAGUGUGGCCAGAAGCUGACAGCAACAUCAAAAACAAGAUAUGUUAAGUUGUCAACUAGAUCAUGUCAGGAAAAGCUAGUGAGCACUGAGAGGCAGGAAAUAUUUUUGGCGGUGGAGAUAAUAUUAUGUUUACAUACGUUCAGGAAAAAAUGAUGGUGUUUAAAUAAUGGAACGUCUUGGAUCUGUCUAACUCAUCUCCUAGAAUUUUUU